AUGAACAGUGAAGGAUCCGCGGACAAGCCGAUUGCGCUAGACUCGGACUCCGAGUCGGAGGCUGAGAACGCUGUGGUCCAGAUCCACAAUUGCGACGUGAUGAUCGGCCUCUUCCGGUGCAUUGUCGACCUGUACUUCCAGAAUGAUCGGAUGUGCAUGAGGAAUGUUCGCGGGAAGCACGACGCGUGGCCAUUCAAGUCGUCACUCUAUAAGGUGUCAAAAGACGCCGAAAAUGAGGUCGUUGAUUCGGAGCAGAUGGAGCAAUUGCUAGGCGAAGCUUCCUACGUAGCAUUCAAGUUGCCGCUGUUGGAGGAAACCGAGCAGGAUGCAGUGAAGACCUUCUACGACCCCGCGGACGAUGGUACGUGGUUCGAUUUGUAG
Molecule: messenger RNA, 381 nt
Organism: Phytophthora sojae
Lineage: Eukaryota; Oomycota; Peronosporomycetes; Peronosporales; Peronosporaceae
Exons: 3
Coding region: 1-381 (126 amino acids)
Source: RefSeq, a predicted model, not a curated record